UUCCCCUCUACAAAAAUAAUAAAUCCCUUUCGAGUGAUUCAAUUUUCCUUAAAAUGAAGCGAAAAAAGAGGAAGUUGAACAGCCAUCGACGCUUAAACCAGGAGCUGUCCUUCCAUCAAAGGCUUUUGGGUGGAGUCCAAAGGAGUUUUGGAUCGCCACUGGCCAACCAAGCUGACUUCUCUUCGAACAAGGAUAAGUUUUUGUCAGACUUUGAGACCUUUAUUAAUGUUCUAAAGUGCGGCUUUGGUACUGGAUGUUUGGCUAUGCCACAGGCUUUCUUGCAUUCUGGUUGGUUGAUGGGACUUAUAAGCUGUUUUUUACUAAGUGCCUUUGUGCUCUAUGCCAUGCACAUUUUGCUCCAUCGCAUCAAUGAAUUGGGAAAUCGAUUUGAAAAUCCAUUACUUAGUUAUCAAAAAGCGGUGGAACUGGCAGUAAGCUGUGGUCCUCCGCAAUUUCAAUUUAUGAGCAAGCCCUUUGGUUACCUUGUGGAUGUCUUGUUGUGUGCUUACCACUUUGGAGUGGACUGUGUCUAUGUGAUUUUUAUUGCCAAAAGUCUUAAACAUUUAGGAGACAUUUAUUUGUGGCCGUUGGAUGAAAGACUUUACAUGGCUUUUCUAGCAUUACCUCUGGUUUUAGCCUUUCUAAUUCGAGAUCUCAAGAGCCUUGUGCCAUUUGCCUUGGUAUCGAACAUUCUUCUCAUACUUGGUUAUUGUAUAAUUUUUAGCUACUUUUUCUACGGUCUUCCUAAUUUCAACGAACUUCAAGCAACACAGCCAAUAAGAAACUUCCCCCUCUUUUUUGGCACUGUACUCUUUGCCAUUGAAUCGGUUGGAGUGAUCCUUGCGCUUGGUCGCAGUAUGCAAACACCACAAAACUUCUUGGGUCCUUGUGGAGUUUUGAAUCAAGGAAUGUUUUUUGUUAUUAUUUUUUAUGCCGUCUUUGGUUUUUUUGGCUAUUGGCGCUAUGGCCAAAAGACGGCCAACUCUGUCCUGCAAAAUCUACCAGAAAAAGAAAUUCUCCCCCAGCUGGUAACUGUAAUGUUUGCCAUGGCAAUUUUUUUUAGUUAUGCACUGCAGGGAUACGUUAAUGUGGAUAUUAUUUGGAGGAAUUAUUUGGAGCCGAAAUUAGAAGAGGGAGCAUCUAAGGCCGUCGAAUUCUUGGUUCGAAUCGCAUUUGUGAUUGCCUCUGUUUUAGUGGCCAUUCAAUAUCCGGACUUUGGGCUGCUGCUCUCCUUCGUGGGAUCCUUUUGUUUGGCCCAACUGGGAUUGAUCCUGCCGGGAAUCGUGGAUAUCUGCGUUCUCUAUGAAAGGGGUUACGGCCCGGGAAGAAUAUUCCUUUUCCGGUCGAUGCUCUUUAUCUUUGUGGGAUUGGCUGGCGGAUUGGCUGGCACAGUAAUAACAAUGCGGACCCUUCACGGUCGCUUUCCCGUUGAUUACAAAUAUUAUUAGUUUAGAAAGGCACCUUGUAAUCCUGAAUAAAAUAAGAUUUUUAAUUUA
Molecule: messenger RNA, 1496 nt
Organism: Drosophila ficusphila
Lineage: Eukaryota; Metazoa; Arthropoda; Insecta; Diptera; Drosophilidae
Product: proton-coupled amino acid transporter-like protein CG1139
Exons: 8
Coding region: 54-1448 (464 amino acids)
Biological process (GO): amino acid transmembrane transport
Cellular component (GO): vacuolar membrane
Molecular function (GO): amino acid transmembrane transporter activity
Source: RefSeq, a predicted model, not a curated record